Molecule: messenger RNA, 6690 nt
Organism: Trypanosoma grayi
Lineage: Eukaryota; Euglenozoa; Kinetoplastea; Trypanosomatida; Trypanosomatidae
Product: endosomal trafficking protein RME-8
Exons: 1
Coding region: 1-6690 (2229 amino acids)
Biological process (GO): regulation of early endosome to late endosome transport; endosome organization; receptor-mediated endocytosis
Cellular component (GO): endosome membrane
Source: RefSeq, a predicted model, not a curated record
AUGGAUGUCUCUCAACGAGGCAUGCUUCGGCUGGGUGACCGCGAAGCACCAUCGCAUAAGCUAUUUGAAGGAGGAUACAUCGCACGAUAUAGUGUCAUCAAAAACUCGUGGAAAGGUAAGUACAUGCGUAUUUUCUGUAUCGGGCACAAGCACAUCGCAACGAUUAAUCCACAGAGCAUUUUCCGCGUCACCAACACCUGGGAUUACCGGACGCAGCUCUUGGAUGUCUUGCCCACCCCACAUGGUUUGACCGACUUCACUGUCACCACGGGAAGUACCGUUAAAAGUGAGACAACAACUUUCCACUGCAACACAGUCAUGGAACGUGCCGAACUGCUCACGGACGUGCAGAGGAACCGCGUGCUGUUCGAUGCCAGGUACCAGCAGCAGGCAGCCAGGCAUGUGUAUCCUGCGCGGAAGUACUGCUAUGAUGAAGAGUACCGUAACUGUCACCUCCGCGUCACAAACAUUGCCGUUGAGCAAGUGGAUCACGAGGGGAAUGUUGUUGGGGAAUACCUCUUCCUACACAUUAAAGGUCUCACGUCGAUUCAGGACAAUCCCCGAAGCCUCGUGAUCCUUUAUGGGCCGCAGAUGAAAAUGCACCUGUAUGAGAUGGACAACCCCGUAGAGGUGGUUCAGCUCAUCACUGAAUUUUCGAGGCGUUUCAUUGGUCUGCCGCCCCUCCGUGAGGUGCAUACCCUGAGCCAGCAACAGUUCGACGCGGACCGUCUCGGGGUUGACAGGGUGGAGCUGGCAACAACGGCAGAUUUUACGGUGAUGAAGCUAAGCCUGAAGCACCGCGACACGCCGGUGCGCCGCGUACUCGCGACGACGCGCAACUGUGUGAUGGAGUUAGACCCUGCUACUUACAAUCCCGUCAACGUGUACUUUUUGGCUGACAUUUACGCGCUCAUCCGCUGCGAGGGGGAUGACCAGCGCUUCAUGAUUCAGUACAAGGAGCCGGCAGUAGUGAAGGUGUACGUGUCACCUAUGCGUGAUGCGCUGCUAGCACAUCUCGUGGAUUGCUGCCGCGCUGGGGGUAACAUUAAUGCGUGCAUCGUCGCGGAGAUGUUUGAUAGAGGCAAACGUGCCACGCCGUUCCGUAUGGCUGUGCCGGAGGAGAUUGAAAGCACGCUUCUCAACUGCCUCAUUGACCCUUUCAAGAGUGGAGGUCUUGUCACCAUGACAUUUUCAGACGUGGUGAACUUCUUCAAUGCCAACAUUGAGUACAUGGGUCUGCGCGUCACGGAAAAUCGUGAUGGCCUCUUCGCUGAAAAUAGGGAGAAGAAGAUUUUUAGCGCAUUGGUGGCAGUAUUGAACAACUUUCCUGUGAGUGAUGACCCAUUAGUUGUUGUGCAGCAGUUCUAUGCACUUCGGCGACUCUGUGUCACCCGCACCGGAUUCAGUUCCGUCGCAGUUGUGCCCUCAUUUAUUAAGAACAUUGAGGCUGCAAGCAUGAAGGCACUUCAGAUAAAUAGUGUUGUGGUUUCUCAUGCGGUGAUUGAUUUUCUGUGUGUUCUCUUGACACCGCACCAUGACCACUAUGAGUUAGCCCAUGAAGAAGCAAACAAGAACCGCAUUCUUGGUCAUGCGCAAUUCGUAAAUCAACUGUUGCGAUUGCUACAUGACUAUACGGAAGCGGAGAGUGCCUCUCUUGUUGUACAGUCUCUGCUAGAUUUUUUUGUCUAUGCACUGUGUCCACCGUAUUGUGAGACAACUGAGGCAAUGCUGUUCACCUCCGUUAUGAAGGAAAUGGUGGACACAAUGGGGAAGGGGUUAUUCACUCUUAUGCAGCAUACCUGUAAUGCCAUGAGCUAUAGUGCGGGUCAGCUUAUUCGUGUCAUUAUGGAGGAAGGCACUAGCGAGCAGUUUUUCGCCAUGCAGCUGGCAUCCCUCAGUGAAGGCGGUAUUCUAGGGCAGCUUCAUCUAGCCAUUUUUAGCAACAACCGUAAGCUCCGCGAUCUCGCCCGUCAACUCAUCGCCUACUGGACGUACCAAAACACAAAUGUGCAAGACCUGAUGCGCGCCAUGCUUCCGGCUACGUUGUUGCUCUACCUCCAGUCAAAGGAGGAGCCACCAGAAGACGAGGUUGAAAAGGGAAACCAAAGGAAUGUUGUAGCGAUGUCGAACGCCUUCUGGGAAUCCAAGCUUGGCUGGUUCAAGAAGCGUUUCCACCCGAGCAAUGUGAUGGGGAACACUUCCACGUACAAUCUGUCCAUGACCUCUGGGGAGAAUGUGUACAAGCGUCCCCGGCACGUGAAGGUGAAGCCAACACUGAACUGGCCGAUGCUGUUCUACCAGAUCAAGCAGGAUCACGCACGGCCGGACCUCAUCUGGAAUCACACAACGCGGAAUGAACUUCGUGAGGCGCUAGAGACAGAGAUGCGGGCACUCAAAGUCGGUAUGGGGCUCCGCUCUGAAGUCGCUGUCUCGUGGAACUACCGCGAGUUCGAGGUGCGGUAUCCCAGUCUCGAUGAGGAGCUCAAGAUUGGCCAACACUACCCGCGUCUCCUAUUCGAGACAAAAGACCCAGUGAUUGCGCAGCCCAAGGAAUUCUUCAACGACAUGUAUCACAGGUUUUUGCUCUCACAGGACCAUAAAACGAAGUUAAACUGUUUGCAUGGAAUGUCAAUUCUGUAUGAGCACUACGCCGAGGUGAUUGGGCAAUUUAACGACGUAGAAUACAUCGUGAAGAUGCUUGAGGCAACAUCCGAUCCAGUUUUUCGAGACCGCUUGCUGAAUUUCAUCUUACAACUUCUCCGCAUCCGCUUGAAUGUAAAACUCUUCUUGGACUGUGAUGGACUUCGACCACUCGUCGAUCUGCUGUCGGUCGCUCACCUGCACGUGGAUAGACCACAGUUGCACAGCGCGACGAAUGCCAUUGAAUGCGCCGGAUCUCCGAUGGAUUUACAGGAUCAGGAAAAGGAGUGGUUCUACACGCAGGGUGGUGCUAAACAGGAUCCGGUGUCGUACAUCCGACUUAAACAGCUCUACGAGGAGGGAGUGGUAACGGGUGAUACCAAAGUGUGGGCUCAGGGACUCUCGGGUUGGAAAGAGUUUAAGGAUGUGCCGCAGCUGCGCUGGGGCAUCAUUGCGAACAAGAGCAGCAAGCUUCUCACUCUAACUGAGGUUUCAAGCACCAUCCUUGAUAUCUUUUUGCUGCUCUGCGCCUAUUACCCUUCAAAGGAUGAGACUGGUGCUGUCAUGCAGCCUCUGCCGCGUGUGAAGCGUUACCUAUCAGGUCCACAGGUUCUUCCACACAUUGUGCAGCUGCUGUUGACAUUCGACCCUGCCCUCUGUACCCGCGUUCAUUCACUUCUCUACACCAUCAUGGAGGACAACCCGCUCGUGUCGCGCUUCUUCCUUACUGGGGUGUUUUUUUUCGCUCUUCUUUACACUGGCUCCGAUGUGCUUCCAUUAUGUCGUCUGCUUCACCUAUCACACCGUCGACAGGCGUUUCAAUUCCAACACGACAACGAAAUCAUAAGGCUGAGUAUUCUCAGUCCGAUGCUCCCACCAGCGCUCGUAUGCUUCCUGACGCACCACGGCCCAGAGCGCUUUGCUGACGUUUUUCUCGGUGAGUACGAAACACCAGAGGCUAUUUGGGGCAAAGCAAUGCGGAGGUACCUUGUCGAAAAGAUCGCCAGCCACAUCGCCGACUUCACGCCGAGGCUACUGGGCAACAAUCGUGCUGUCUACCAGUACUGCCCCAUCGUGGGCGUGGUGUACGACCAGCUAGAGAAGGAGCUUUUCUGCUCGCAGUACUACCUACGCCACUUCUGUGAUGAGUUGCACUAUCCUAAUUGGCCCGUUGCUGACCCCAUCUCUCUCCUGCGCGAAGUAUUGGAAACGUGGCGGCGCGAGCUCGACCAGCAGCCCAGUCGCCUAACUCGCGAAGGCUGCUUGGUUGAACUUGAGAUUUCGGACCACAGCAACCUGACACCGCAGCUCGUGCGUAAGGCAUACUUCAAACUGGCGGCGCAGUACCACCCAGACAAAAACCCCGAUGGACGGGAGAAGUUUGAACGUAUUCAAGUGGCGUAUGAGUUCUUGGCUUCUGAUACGGUUGUGUCGGAUUCCCCUAGGCCCCACAAUAUUGCCCUCCUGAUGCGAACACAAUCUAUUUUGUUCAGGCGUUUCAGUGAGGUCAUGAGUCACUACAAAUACGCUGGUUAUGGUCUAUUGCUGAAGCUCAUUAAGUUGGAGUUUGAAGACCAGGAAAUGCUACGUAAAGAAGUCGUACUCAUGGAGCCAGCGACAGAGCUAUGUUACUUCACAGUGCAGAAUGUCCCCCUCAAUGCUGACGAGUUGCAAGAGGAAGGUGGAAUUGAACUUCUGUCAGGUGUAACACAGCGAUGCUUUGAGACUAUAACACCCAGCGCCACUGAUGAUCUGAACCAUGUGAAAAUUGUGCGGCACUGUAUGAACACGUUUCGCGUGGCUGCCGAGUUCCCCGACUGUCGCCGCCACAUUCUCAACGAGCCGGUCAUCUGUCACCUCGCCUCAAAGGGUAUUGCAUAUGAGAAUGCUGUGGGCCUCUCGCGUGCCUGUAUCCAAGCCUGUCAGGCGUUUUGCGUGGAUGAGACGCUGCAGGGAUUUGUUGUGAAGGCAGGAGCCAUCUGGCAUUUGCUGCUCUUCCUUUUUCGUUACGAUUAUACAUUAGACGAGAGCGGUGUUGAACUGCAGGAGGAGCACCACACGCAGCUGUUUGCCAACAAGGCUGCGGUGUACGCUCUGCGGGCAAUUUACGCCUUGGCGGGGAUUCAACCUUGUGACACGUAUCUGGAGACAAAACCCAAUGCUGACAUCGUCUGUUUGCUCCAGAAGCUGCUUACACCGUACAUUGUGCAGAGGAUGCGGAUGCUUCCUGGUGGUGAGAAGGAUAUACUGAAGUUACUCAACAGCAACCAUGAAACGCCAUACCUGCUGUGGAACAACUCUUCCCGACGUGAGCUCAUGGAUAUGCUUCGUGUCAAUUCCGACAAAUGCCUUGAUGCAGGCAUGUUUGGUGAUGACCUUCCUAGCCUGAGAGACGACAACUUUACAUACACCAUUCAUAAAGGGGAACUUAUUGUUGGUGGUAUCUUUGUGAGGGUGUACAAUGAGCAACCGACGUUCAUAAUUGAGGAUCCUGCGGCGUUUUGUUGUGCAAUGAUAAAACUGUUGGCGUAUCAAUUGGUAGGCAGUACCUCUAUUGGUGUUCUUCUGACUGUGGAAGCGAUGAAGAACUUAUUUCUCGCGUACCCAAAGGCAGAUGUUAUCGCCGUUGUGGAGCAAAACGUGGGAAUUCUAGUGAAGGUAUUGUCAUAUGAUGAUAUUGAUAUCAUCAUCAAGACGGCGGAGCUGUUUGAAAAGAUAGCCCUUCACCCUAAAUGUCUGGAGGCGAUGGGAAAGGUGAACAAUACCAUAACAGAGGUUAUCCUCGCCAUUGAUCGCGCUGGUGAAGCAGUUGAACCAAGUUGUUUGGCGUUCUUGCGGAUUGCUCUGUCAGAUAAUGGGACGGUGCAGCAGGCAUUGGAUCGUGGAUUGUAUGCGCUCCUGCUUCGUAUCUUCGGGACGACUCCUCUGCAAGAGUGCAAGGACGCUGUCUGUGCAUCCUUAGCCAAGGCUUGUACAGAUAAUCUGUGUGGUCCCAAGGUCUUUUUGCGUGCCUCCAAGCUCAUUCCUCCUGUAAUGCUGGAGAUGAUGAAGGAGAACCCUGCAAAUGCCUGUCAACUCUUUGACACGUGGCAAGAAACACCGGAAUUAAUAUGGAAUAAAGAACGCAAAGCACGUUUCGUGGAGAAAUGCGCUGCAUGUCAGGCGGAUAUUGUUGAAUUGCUUCGACAUGACCCUGUAGCGUAUUGGAAGAUACCUGAGAAUAUUGCGACAGAACGAAAUGAGGACGUGCAACUUGGAGGUGUAUACUUGGAGCUGUACCUAAAACAACCUGGAUGGACGGUGCGCAAGCCGAAGGAGUUUCUUGCGGCACUGCUGGAGCGUUUCAUAGAAGACUGCAUGAAGCCGAAAGAUGAACUGAACGCGGAGACAAUUGCCCUCGUGACAGAGGCGGGCUUACGCCUGCUGCAGGUGACCCCGACGGUGACAGACCACAUUGUCUCACUCGGUUAUACGCAAAAGUUAUUUAAGCUGUUGGAGUCAGAGGAAGAUGUGGUAGCAGGGAACGCGCUGAAGUGGGUUCACGAAGAGUGCGCUUCUGUUGCGUGUGUGGAGAGCCUCGUGAACCUCGACCCUGUUGCCUCUCUCCUCUCCUACCUGCGAGGGCAUCCGUCGCAGCUGCCGCUGCUAAUGGACACGCUGGAGCGACUCUUGUCACGAUCCUCUGAACGAGUCAAUACGGUUCGCUUGGCCCUCCUCAACCACCUCCCGCAGCACCUCCUGGAGCUGUUGGAGAACGGCAUCACACCAGAUGCGUGCGGGGAUCACUCCCCCGCUGCUAUGCGCGCAUUAAUUAUCAAGGUGAUCAAGGCAAUGGUGGCUGUGCAGGAUCCAGUGCAUGGCCUCCAGCUGGAGAGUAUUCUUGCAGAAAGCAAGGUUUGGGCAAAGUACAAAGACCAGAGUCAUGACCUUUUUCUCACCAAUACGCGUUUCGGUGGCUACUUGGAAGGGACACAGCAGCAACACCAACUGUCGCUCAUUGCCCCUGCCACACAACACGUAACCAACGACAACGAUCCUCCACCGGUGUAA